AUGGCUGAAUUUAUAAUUAAAUAUGUCGGACAAAGAAAUUAUAAGGAAAGAAGGUGUCCAAUAGGUGAUGAUUUUCGUCGUUUGUACCGGUUUAGUGAAGAAGGUGUGCGAUUGUUAACGAAGGAAUUUUUGGGCCUGAGCUCAGAAACGCGUGGUGGUGCUCUCACAAAUGAAGAAAAAAUAAGAACAUUUCUGCGAUACAUAGGAGACCCGGGGUUCCAAAUUGGAGUUGAUGAAAACGUUGGAGUUCAUCAAUCUACGGUCUCUAGAGUGGUGCAGCAAGUUUCUGCAGAAAUUGCAAGCCAGGCCAAGAAUUGGAUUAUAUUCCCACAUACUGUGGAAGAAAUACUAGAAGCGCAAAGGUUAUGGAGCUCGAAGUACGAGUUUCCUUAUGCAAUUGGUGCUUUAGAUUGCACUCAUGUCGGAAUAAGGAAACCUUUGACCUAUCAUGAGGAGUACAUUAACCGUAAGGGAUACUACUCCAUUAAUGUUCAAGCUUCAUGCAAUGCGGAAGAAAAGUUUACAAGUGUUGAAUGA
Eupeodes corollae is the source of this 537-nucleotide messenger RNA. RefSeq names its product putative nuclease HARBI1. The coding region runs from base 1 to 537 and encodes 178 amino acids. The transcript has a single exon. NCBI's taxonomy places the organism in Eukaryota, Metazoa, Arthropoda, Insecta, Diptera, Syrphidae. The record is from RefSeq and is a predicted model, not a curated record.